Molecule: messenger RNA, 2528 nt
Organism: Medicago truncatula (barrel medic)
Lineage: Eukaryota; Viridiplantae; Streptophyta; Magnoliopsida; Fabales; Fabaceae
Product: U-box domain-containing protein 13
Exons: 4
Coding region: 231-2219 (662 amino acids)
Biological process (GO): cell surface receptor signaling pathway; protein ubiquitination
Molecular function (GO): ubiquitin-protein transferase activity; protein binding
Source: RefSeq, a predicted model, not a curated record
AAUUGAAAGAAAGAAAGAAAAAAAGAUCAUCACGCGUCUCUCUCUCUCUCUCUCUCCAUUAUAUCUCUCUCUCUGUCUGUCUGUCCAAAAAUCCUCAGUGUCCGAAAACUAUCUGUCGUUGACAAAAACAUGACCGGAAACCUCAAUCUUCGACACCAAAUCUCCACCUUCUAAACCACACCUUUCAAACCGAUCUAAAAAAACCAAAACAAAACUUGAUUACUAUAACCAUGGAAGGUGAAAAAGUAAACGUGGUGAUUGAUUUGGUGAACGAGAUAGCGAACAUCUCAGACUUCAGACCUAUGGUGAAAAAGCAAUAUUGUAACUUAGCACGAAGGUUGAAGCUGUUGAUUCCUUUGUUUGAGGAAAUUAGAGAUAUGAAAGAUUCGAUUCCGAAUGAUACUUCAAAAGCGUUGGUUUUGUUUAAAGAUGCUCUUGAUUCAGCUAAGGAACUUCUCAGAUUUGGUUGUGAAGGAAGCAAGAUUUAUAUGGUCCUUGAGAGGGACCGGAUCAUGAAUAAUUUCUAUGAGGUGACAGCUCGGUUGGAACAAUCACUGGAUGGAAUUUCCUAUGAUAAACUUGACAUAUCAGAUGAAGUUAAAGAGCAGGUUGAACUGGUUCUUACUCAGUUCAGAAGAGCCAAAGGGAGAGUUGAUGAACCGGAUGCCAAGUUGUAUGAAGAUAUGUCAUUUCUUUACAACAAUAGCAGUGAUGCAGCUAUAGAUCCAGCUGUGCUAAGUCAAUUAGCAGACAAAUUGCAAUUGAUGGGAAUAGCCGAUCUUACACAAGAAUCACUCGCUUUGCAUGAGAUGGUGGCAGUAAGUGGUGGGGAUCCAGGGGCGCGCAUUGAGAAGAUGUCAAUGUUAUUGAAGAAGAUAAAGGAUCACGUGCAAAUAGAAAACCUAGUGAAGGAUGAUACCAAAACAGCAAAAGGCGUUUCUGCAGGAUUUUACGAACUAGGGGAAAAUGACGCGAAUCAUCAAGCCCCUGCUAUUCCCAGUGAUUUUAAAUGUCCGAUUUCCUUGGAAUUGAUGAUGGAUCCUGUCAUUGUUUCAACAGGACAGACUUAUGAGCGUUCUUGUAUUGAGAAGUGGUUGCAAGACGGGCAUGGGACGUGCCCAAAAACACAGCAGAGUCUUACCAGUACUGUUCUCACACCCAACUAUGUCUUACGAAGCCUGAUAGAACAAUGGUGUGAAGCCAAUGGCAUAGAGCCACCAAAACGACCCAGCACUUCUGAGCCGAGUAAAUCAGCAUCAGCCUGCACCCCAGCUGAGCGAAGUAAGAUUGAAAGUCUUAUCCAAAAGCUCACAUCCGGAGGUCCCGAAGACCAGAGAUCAGCUGCCGGAGAGAUCCGGCUUCUAGCAAAACGCAAUGCAGAUAACCGUGUAGCUAUUGCUGAAGCUGGUGCAAUCCCUCUCCUUGUUGGUCUCCUCUCCGUGCCAGACUCUCGAACUCAAGAGCAUGCUGUUACAGCACUUCUGAAUCUCUCAAUAUAUGAGAGUAACAAAGGAAGCAUUGUUUCUUCCGGAGCAGUUCCAGGCAUAGUUCAUGUGCUGAAAAGGGGAAGCAUGGAAGCUCGGGAAAACGCAGCAGCAACACUUUUCAGCCUUUCAGUUAUCGAUGAAAAUAAGGUUACAAUUGGUUCUUCAGGAGCGAUAUCGCCGCUGGUGACACUGCUGAGUGAGGGUACCCAAAGGGGUAAGAAAGAUGCUGCAACUGCACUCUUCAAUUUGUGCAUUUAUCAGGGAAACAAGGGAAAAGCAGUGAGGGCCGGUGUUAUUCCGACGCUGAUGCGAUUGCUGACAGAACCUAGCGGGGGAAUGGUGGAUGAAGCAUUGGCAAUUUUGGCAAUUUUGGCUAGUCAUCCUGAAGGGAAAGCUGCCAUUGGUGCUGCAGAGGCAGUGCCGGUUUUGGUAAAGUUUAUCGGGAAUGGAUCCCCAAGGAACAAAGAGAACGCAGCCGCGGUUUUAGUGCACCUUUGUUCUGGAGAUCGACAAUAUAUAGCACAGGCACAAGAGCUAGGGGUGAUGGCUCCAUUGUUGGAAUUGGCUCAAAAUGGCACGGACAGAGGCAAAAGAAAGGCAACACAAUUGAUAGAGCGUAUGAGCAGGAUCCGUGAGCAGGAGCAGCAUGAAGUUCCGACACAAACUGAACUUCAAGCUCAGAACGAUGAUAUCCAUCCACCUUUGAUCAUUAACCUCGAUAUUGACACCUAAAAGUUUUGUUUAUAUAUAUGUGUAUUUUGUUUCUUUAAAUGUGUUGAAAGAGGCAUCGGUUCGGAAGAAAAGGUGGAAGAUCACCUUCCUGCACCAAGUUAUUCGUUGUUUGUUUGUGUUAUAUACAAAGACAAAAUGCAAAAUGCCAUUUGAAAUGGGAACAGAUCGAAGAAAAUGAGAAUAGUGUGCCUGACGUGAAAAAUGUAUAAUUGUAACAUAACAUGUAAUGUACCUAUUCUAUCAUCUUCAAUAUUUAAUGAAGAGAUGUUUUGUCUAUUGGCAUGAUAUAUAUGUCAAUGUGUUUUCACA